UUAGUUUAUUCAUAGAAGAAUGUGAAGGGCAACAUUGUACGAGAAAGGCAGAGAAAGUUGACAUUGACUAGUUCCAAAGCCAUGGCUCUUACUCGAUUUCUCUCAUCUUCAUCUCUUCUUCUUCCUCUUCUUCUUCUUCUUGAAUCUGUGUCUGGCGGAAAUCAAACCAUCAUCAAGACAAGAUUCACGGUUCAAGAAGCCACCAUUGACGACAUCAGAGAAGCUUUCAAGGAAAAGAGACUUACUUCGAGACAGCUCGUGGAGUUCUACAUUGAAGCAAUCCAAGAACUCAAUCCGACACUCCACGGAGUCAUUGAGACAAACCCCGAUGCCAUUACCGACGCAGAGAGAGCAGACAGGGAGCGUGAGACCAAAUCAAAGGACGACCUGUCUCUGUUGCCGGUCCUGCACGGGAUUCCUGUUCUGCUCAAGGACUCCAUUGGAACCAAAGACAAGCUCAACACGACUGCAGGGUCGUGGGCCCUGCUUGGUUCUGUCGUGGCCCGUGACGCAACCGUGGUGAAGAAACUGAGAGAAGCAGGGGCUGUGAUAUUGGGGAAAGCCAGCUUGAGCGAAUGGGCUAACUUCCGAUCCCUCUCGAUCCCGAGCGGCUGGAGCGCACGAGGCGGUCAAGGCAAGAAUCCUUAUGUAUUGUCAGCAAGUCCAUGUGGGUCAAGCAGUGGUUCGGCCAUUUCAGUGGCGGCAAACAUGGUGGCUGUGACAUUGGGGACUGAAACCGAUGGUUCCAUUCUCUGUCCGGCCAAUCAGAACUCGGUGGUCGGCAUUAAACCAACUGUUGGGCUCACCAGCCGGGUUGUCCCUAUUUCUCCUAGGCAGGACACUAUCGGGCCUAUAUGCAGGACAGUGUCCGAUGCUGUCCAUCUUCUAGACGUGAUCGUUGGCGAAGAUGAUAUGGACAAGGCCACGAAGAAGGCGUCGAAACACAUCCCCGAAGGCGGUUACAAGUCAUUUCUAGAUCCUUAUGGCCUCAGGGGAAAGAGACUAGGAAUAGUACGGAAGCCUUUCCUCCAUUCUUCCAGUGAUGCCAUUCUCGUUGAAGCUCUUGAUCGUCACGUCGAAACUUUAAGACGAGAAGGCGCAAUCGUCAUUGACAAUCUGGAAAUACCAAACAUCGAAGUCAUCCUGGACUACUUUCAGAGCGGCGAAGCCAUUGUAGUUCUUGCAGAGUUCAAGGCUUCUCUGAAUGAAUAUCUCGAAGAGCUCGUCGAUUCGCCCGUUCGAUCCUUAAAAGACGUUAUCGCCUUUAACGAAAAGUUCUCUAAACUGGAGAAGACGGAACAAUGGGGUCAAGACAAUUUCAUUGCAGCAGAAGCAACAAACGGAAUCGGAGAAACAGAAAAAGCACUGAUAUCCAAACUAGAAAAGCUUUCGAGAAAUGGGAUCGAGAAACUGAUGAAGGAGAACCGUUUAGACGCGAUGGUGACUGUCGGCUCGGAUGUGAGCCCAGUGCUGGCAAUAGGAGGGUAUCCGGGAAUCAAUGUACCUGCAGGAUACGACAGAGAAGGAGUUCCUUUCGGGAUUAGCUUCGGGGGAUUGAGAUUUUCAGAACCAAAUCUCAUAGAGAUUGCUUACGGAUUCGAGCAAGCGACUAUGGUCAGGAAACCGCCACAGUUCACAGCUUGAACCAUUCCUUUGUCAUGAAUUCAGAAUCCGCUGUCUGGAAUGUAUUGGCAUGUCACCUGUUCCGGAUUCACUCGUGAUUUUUGUAGGAUUUGGAAUAAUGUUUUCAGUGGACUACCAAACCGAAGUGCGUGUUGAGUUUGAGGUUUCAAGUAAAAGCCACAACAGGCGACAUGUCAAUA
Tarenaya hassleriana is the source of this 1823-nucleotide messenger RNA. RefSeq names its product putative amidase C869.01. The record is from RefSeq and is a predicted model, not a curated record. Lineage: Eukaryota; Viridiplantae; Streptophyta; Magnoliopsida; Brassicales; Cleomaceae. The coding region runs from base 82 to 1644 and encodes 520 amino acids. The transcript is spliced from 5 exons.